UGGGUUCUGACCCGGAAAUGUCUGUUUAUCGUUCAAAUCAGCUUCACACAUACAAGUUUUAAAACUAAUCAGUAUAUAGUGGCUGCGGUUGGUCAUGAUUUGCUUGUCAAGGUCCAAUUUUUAAACGUUUGGUCAGUGACGUCACGAAACCCCAAGCAAAUGAUUCCUUGACGUAAAGACCGAGAAACGAAACAUCAGGAUAUUUUGCCAGAAGUAUGGCAAACUAUCCUAUGGCAGAAUAACAACAAAUGUUUAUUUUUUUCUUUACAAGUAAAAUAUUAACAGAAUUCUUUUAAAUUAAUUAAAAUUGGGUAUUAGUAUUUAAAGUAACCAUGUCAUAAUGCAAUAAGUUUCAUGCUAGAGUCACAGGAGAUCCGUCACGCCUUUUUAAAGGAGAACUAUUAAGUAAAAUUUAUAUUUUGCACGUUUUUGUUCUUCCAUUUGGGACUCCACUGCUUCUAAAAACAACCCAAGUGUUUAAAAAAUGGCUUUGUGGCAAUAACUUAAUGUGUUGGUGUCUGGAAAGUGAGCCAUUUCAAAAGCCUGAAAUCUCAUUAUCUAAGAUUGAUUUCAAAAUGUGCUGAACAUGUUUUGCAUGGGCCAUAGAAAUGUCCUGACCUGUUCAACCUUUAAUCAAUUCUCGGUGCUAGGUUCAGGCUGUCUAAUAAACGAAUCGCUCUUCAGCAGACUGGGAUAUCUUUGACAGAUCUCUGGACUCGUGCUGAUAACCUCGCCUGCCUGGGUCAAAUAAACACAGAUAAGCCUCAUAUCUCCGAGCUGGAGCUCAGUGUCUGCCAUGAUCCUGACGGCUCCGUCUCCGUGCCUUCCUUCUGUCACCACCGUCCAGCAGCUGUUCUCUGUGGCCCGAGACGCCGACAUCGUCCCGGACAUCUCCCUGGAUCCGGUGCUCACCACCUUCCUAUCCCUGGACUCUGCCACCGCCCUGCAACACCGGUACGGCUUCCUGCAGCGGGGCAUGAGCGGCGAGCAGCAGGCGGCCUUCCACCUGAAUCUCACCGCACAGCUGAGCGGCUGCAGGGUCGCGAACGGAGGCGUAGGGGUCGUCGCCUUGGCCCUGUCCCUGCUGUUUGACCAGGUGGCCCAACAUGUCCGUGCUGCAGCUUCGCCGCAGGGAUCCGAGGCUCAGAGGGUGUUCGGCGUCAGCACCUCGUCCAGAAUCGGAUCGAUGAUCCACCGCUACCUGCGCCUCGUCCCCGCCAUCGCCAAUGACGAGGAGAAGAUGGCAGAGGCCACCGAGCUGUACGACAGCUGGCUCAACCUGGAGCUGAUCGACCACUAUGAGAGGAUGACCACCAAGAAGAGGAUGAGCACAGAGGCCAUGCAACAGUGGCUGGCCGGCGCCGCGUUUCACCUGCACCUGAGGAUCCACCAGGUGAGCCGAACCAGGAGGAUCAAACUUCUACAAAAAUCUGGUUUUCCAUAUUCAUUCAAACUGACACCGUGUUUGUCAUGAGAUAAAUGAUAUGAAAAAAGAUCGAUCUGCUGCUGUCUGAAGAAAUGGACCAAAAACCAAUAAUCAGAGCCAGGA
Molecule: messenger RNA, 1549 nt
Organism: Poecilia latipinna (sailfin molly)
Lineage: Eukaryota; Metazoa; Chordata; Actinopteri; Cyprinodontiformes; Poeciliidae
Exons: 2
Coding region: 797-1474 (225 amino acids)
Source: RefSeq, a predicted model, not a curated record